UUAAACCAACCGCCAUUUUGGCACAUCCGGUGACGCUUCUAAAGUCAACCGUCGCAGCUUGAAGCAAAAAUAAUUUGGAUUUUGCGAAAAAAUGCGCCAGUUUUCGAUUAAUGGGGCUAGAAGUGUUAUAAAAAUCCUGCAAAUUAACCGGGUAAAUUAUGCUACGGAAGCGAAAGCCGCUGAAGCCCCCCCGACAGCCGCAGUUGUGGAUGAUAUUCCGCCAACACCCGUUAUAAUCGACGUAAAAAAAGCAGUGGAAACUAAACCGAUACCAAAAAUUAAAUUAGCCGCAGUCGAUGCCAUUUCAAUCCCAAAAAACAUCAGUUCGUUCGACGCUGUUCCUGGACCGAACACUUUGAGAAUAAUCUCAAAAAUGUGGACCUACGUACCGUCUCUCAGCACUGAAUUCACUGCAGGCGCCUUGUUCCAAGUCAUGAAUUUAGGCAAGUUUUUUGAGGAAUAUGGUCUUUUAGGCAACCUGCUAAGCUGGGGAGGCAACACGCGGUUUUUCCAGAAGUUUUUCAAUGUUUAUGGUCCGGUGGUACGUCUUCACGGACCCUUUGGUGGGGAUGUGGUACUGUUGUCCCGGCCGGAACACGCUAGUCUAGUGUUUAAGAAUGAGGGGAAGCAGCCUGUGAGGGCCUGUCUGGAUUCCGUGGAGAAGUACAGGUUGGAGCAUAGGAGGUUGAGACAGGCUGGGCCAUUUUUAAUGUCUGGUUCGGCUUGGGAAAAAAUCCACGAAUCACUGGAACAGCCUUUGAAAUCGUCCGUGGAUAAAUAUUUCAAAACCAUCGACAAUAUUUGCGAUCAAUUCGUGGAAAGAACACUGGCAAUUCGGAAUUUGCAAGACGAAAUGCCGAAAACUUUCAAAGACGAAAUUUUGAAAUGGUGUCUGGAGUGCAUGUGUGCAGUGACACUCAACAGAAAAUUUGGUUUUCUUGAUCCAACUGGCUUAAGUCCCACUUCUGAUCCAGGCAGAAUUCUGGAUAGCGUCAACUGUGCCACAGAUGCCAUAAGAAAAUGCGAAUUCGGCUUCCACAUUUGGAAAUUCAUCGACACUCCAUCCUGGCGCUCGUUGGUGAAGAACUGCGAUUCCAUCGACUCAAUUCUGAGCAAAUACGUGGAAAGGGCUCAAUCAGCGCUCAGAGAGAAAAAAGACCUGAAACCGCACAUCAACGAUUUUUCUAUGAUCGAUCGUUUGUUAUUGAACGAGGAUAUUUUGAUAGAAGACGCCAUGACAGUUCUUUUGGACAUGUUCAUUAUCGGAGCGAAUGCUACAGCCCAUUCGGUGGCUUUUCUUUUAUAUCACCUGUCAAAAUCGCCGAAAUGUCAGAAAAAAGUCCAGGAAGAGAUUGCCAGACUGCCUCAGAGGGAGUUAAGUGCUGCUGAUUUGAAGAAAAUGACUUAUUUGCAAGCUUGUAUCAAAGAGAGUCUUCGUCUAGCUCCACCAAUUCCGAUAUUGAACAGAAUUCUAGCUGAAAACACCGUGAUCCAUAAGUAUUUCAUUCCCAAAGGAACCUACGUGCUUAUAGCAGCACAUUUGGCUAGUUUGAGGGAGGAAUACUUUGAAGAUGCUCACAAGUUCCGUCCUGAACGCUGGUUGUCUCAAGAAGUAGGUGUUUUGGCUAAGGAAUUGCAAGAAUUUGCAACAAUGCCUUUUGGACAUGGUCCCAGAUCGUGUCAAGCCAGGGAAUUGGCUGAGACUGAAGUCGCUUUGCUCACUGUGAAGUUGCUGAAGAAGUUUAAUGUUGAGUACAAUUAUGGGGAGGUGUCCAGUUCGAAUUUGAUGCUGGCCAGUCCGACAAAACCCUUGAAUUUUACGUUCUUCGAUAGACAAUAAUUAUUAAUACAGAGUUACAAUUAUUUUCAAGAUGAUAUGUUCAACUUUAGUAUUUUCCUGUUUCUUGAAUUUGUUCUAUGUUUAUUCUUAGCGUGUUUUUUAAUAUAAUAAUUUCUAUUGGAUCACU
Molecule: messenger RNA, 1967 nt
Organism: Sitophilus oryzae (rice weevil)
Lineage: Eukaryota; Metazoa; Arthropoda; Insecta; Coleoptera; Curculionidae
Product: cytochrome P450 CYP12A2-like
Exons: 6
Coding region: 92-1840 (582 amino acids)
Molecular function (GO): heme binding; monooxygenase activity; iron ion binding
Source: RefSeq, a predicted model, not a curated record